This is a messenger RNA of Paramecium sonneborni, 614 nucleotides long. Lineage: Eukaryota; Ciliophora; Oligohymenophorea; Peniculida; Parameciidae. The record is from the annotation of a GenBank genome assembly.
AUGAGGCUAAUUCAAAAAAACAAGAUGAAUACAAUGAAUAAUUUGAUAAGAUAUGUUUGCCCAUAUCUAAGACAGAUUGGCUAUAUUGUCUUUUUUAGAAGCUCAUCUAAAAUGUAGUAUCAUAUUCAUAGAAAUAAAAUAGGAAAAGAGGAUGCAAAGCUAAGAGAAAACAUACAAGACUAUAUUUAUUUCUGUUGAAAAGGAAAUAAAAUUAUAUGACUGAGAUAUGCUGGAUCGAAAGCAUGAACACAAUCAAAAUUAAUUUUAACAUACGACACUUUAUUAGAGAAUUGGAGGAAAAAAUUAAUGCUAUAAAAUUGGAGCAAAUUAUGGAAUCAUCAUCACAAUCUGUCCAUCCACAAGUAGUAUCAGCAUUAUCAUCGGCAGUACAAUCAUUCCCAAAUGUAUUUUUGAAACCAUUGCAGAAAAUAGCAGCUGUAUAAGCUGUUCUUGCUGCAUAAAUAACUCCAGUUUAGUUUUACAUCCUAAAAUUACUAUUAAAGCACAAUCAGCAUAGAAAUAUCUGCUCUUAUUUUUAUAUAUGCUAUUUUAGCAUAGAAAGCAUUAUAAUUUAAAAGUAAAAAGAGAAAAAUAAAUACUUCCAGCUGAUAUGA